AUGGCGGAUAGACUCAAGCAGCUCACGAAUCACCUCCAAGACAACAAUUCCAACAUGUCCGUCACAGCAGAAACCUGGGAAAGCGUCCCGCUUGCUCCCCCUGACGCCAUAUACAAGCUGACCUACGCGUACAAGGACGAUACCUACCCCCAGAAGGUCAAUCUCGGCGUCGGCGCAUACAGGGACGACAACAACAAGCCCUGGAUCCUCCCCGUCGUGAAAAAGGCUACUGAACGGCUACUCCAAGAUCCCAACCUCGACCACGAGUAUCUCCCCAUCACCGGCUUGCCGGAGUUCACCAGCGCGGGCGCGCGCCUCGUCCUGGGUCCCGACUCGCCUGCGCUCCUAGAGGGCCGGGUCUCGAGCGUGCAGACCAUCUCGGGAACGGGCGCGAAUCAUCUCGGCGCGCUGUUCUUGAGCCGCUUCUACCAGUGGGAGGAGGGUGUGCAGAAAGUCGCGUAUGUGAGCGACCCGACGUGGGUGAACCAUUUCCAGAUCUUCAGAGGUGUCGGCAUCGAGCUCAAGACGUAUCCUUACUACGACCCCGCGACGAUCGGACUCGCGUUUGAGAAAUAUCUCGCAUUCCUCAAGGCUGCGCCGCGGCGCUCGGUGUUUGUGAUGCACGCGUGCGCGCAUAACCCCACGGGCGUGGAUCCAACGCGUGAGCAGUGGACGCAGAUCGCGGACGUGGUGCUCGAGCGAGCGCAUUAUGUGUUUUUCGACUGCGCGUACCAGGGCUUCGCGAGCGGCGAUCUGGACAACGACGCGUGGGCGGUGCGGGAGUUUGUGAAGAGGGGUGCGCCGCUGCUGAUCUGCCAGAGCUUCGCGAAGAACGCGGGGCUGUAUGGGGAACGAGUGGGCGCGCUGCACAUCAUACCGCCCGACGGGGAGCGGGCGCAGUCCGCCGGCGCACGGAGCGCGUCUGGACUGUUUGAGGAAUGGAAGGUAGACAUCAAGACGAUGGCCGAGCGCAUCAUCGCCAUGCGGAAAGAGCUGCACCGGCUGCUGACGGAGGAGCUGAAGACGCCGGGGAAUUGGGAUCACAUCGUGAACCAGAUUGGAAUGUUCAGGUGA
This is a messenger RNA of Fibroporia radiculosa, 1074 nucleotides long. RefSeq lists its product as uncharacterized. The transcript is spliced from 8 exons. Gene Ontology annotation, biological process: L-aspartate biosynthetic process. The coding region runs from base 1 to 1074 and encodes 357 amino acids. Lineage: Eukaryota; Fungi; Basidiomycota; Agaricomycetes; Polyporales; Fibroporiaceae. Gene Ontology annotation, cellular component: cytosol. The record is from RefSeq and is a predicted model, not a curated record. Gene Ontology annotation, molecular function: pyridoxal phosphate binding; L-aspartate:2-oxoglutarate transaminase activity.